AUGAUGCAAGAAAGUGUAUCAAAUCAAUUUAAUCUUGAAAAUGUUAAUGUAGCCAUAAAAAACGUAACGGAUUUGACAGGGGCAACGAUGGGUGUCAUAGGUGCAUCAAAAGUAUCAGAUUCAAUCUUACCAUUUACGCCGUUAAUAUCAGAAAUCUCUAGUAUCGUAUCAGAUAUAAUCGAUUUUUAUCAAACAGCCGAACAUAACAAAAGGAUAUGUGGUUCGCUAUUGUCAAGGGCAACAGCAGCGGAAACUGCCGUAAAAAAUUUGGAGAUUCGUAGGUUUGAAAAUGAAUCAUUAUUCAAGUCAAAAGAAUAUUAUAAAAAUUUUCAAAGGUUGGUCAUAAUCAUCAAUAAAAUUAAGAAAUUCAUUGAAGAAAUUUCACAAAUAAAAGGUUUAAGGAAAUUUUUGGCGGCUUAUAAUAUUGAAAAAGAAUUUCUCGAUUUAACCAAUGAAUUUGAUGGAUUGAUGAGAAUUUUAAAUUUUUCAAUCGCCAUUUCUAACCAAAUACAAUUGGAAGAAGAUAGAAAAAUUUUAAGACAUGAUGUUAAGGAGAUGAAUAAAUAUAUACAAGAUAUUGAAGGAGGCAUCGCAAGCGAAAUAUCGGGAAUUAAUGCUAAAUUGGAUGAUAUCACACAAUGGAACAUAGCAUGGCAAAGAAAGUUACUUUCACGAAAUGAUGAUGUCAUAGCGGAUGCAACGAUACCAAUAAGCGAAUUUUAUGAUCCACUUGAAAAAGUUAAACGAGGUACUAAUGUGAGUAAAAGGUUACGCAAAGGAGAAGAAGUGGCAUUAAAGAAAAGGUUUUUCGAUAAAGAAGAAAAGGAGCAUAUUAAUGAUAUCUUGAGUCAAGUGAUUAUAUUGAAAAAACUUAAGGAAUCAAGAUAUAUAGUAAAAUUUUACGGAUUUAUCAAGGAAGAAGAAUUAAUGUAUAUGGUAACAGAAUGGUGUGAGUAUGGAAAUCUUAAAGAAUAUUAUACACAUUUUGGACCACUUGACUGGCAUGAAAGAUCACAGAUCGCUGUUGAUAUUUCUCGUGGGUUAACCUUUUUGCACACGGUAUCCAUUUUGCACCAUGAUAUACGAUCAGAAAACAUUUUAAUUACCAAUCACCGCUGUGCAAAAUUGGCAAAUUUUACCUUAAGUCGCGGAUUUAGAGAUUUUAGCACUCAUAUUAAAGCAACGCUUGAUAAUGUAAGAUGGAUGGCUCCUGAAAAAUUAAGGGAUCAUAAAAAUCCUUACACCGCGAAAUGUGAAAUUUAUAGUUUUGGUAUGGUAUUGUGGGAAAUUGCCGAAGAAAAGUUACCUUUUCAAAUGGAAAAUGAUAUUGUUAAAAUAAAAAAACUUGUCGUUGAACAGAGAUAUAGGCCAUCAUUUAGUCUCGGGGUACCUAUUGAAUGGUCAAAAAUUGCCAAUAAAGCGAUGCAAGAUAGUCCAAUUGCAAGACCUCCUUUAAAAGAUAUCUUUAUGACAUUAAAUAGCAUUUAUCAAAUUUACAAACCGAGAAAAACUCCGACUGCUUCACCAGUUUGCUAUCCCUUACAAUUAGAUUUACCGGAUCCUGACGAUUUAGAAUUAUCAUUGGAUUUAAGCGAAUUUGAAGUUGUCACAAUGAGUGUUAAAGAAGCCACGGUGGAACAUAGGAAAAAGAAUGGGGAUAGAUUAAAUUCAUGGAAGGCUUUUUGUCAACAUGCCGAAUUUGGCGAUACGCUUGCAAAGUAUUGGAAAGGAUAUUAUUUAUAUUAUGAUAUAUGUCCAGUAGAUGAUCCUGAAGAUACAAUUGCAAAACAAUUAAGAUUAAAACAAUCUAUCGAAUAUUUUAAAGAAGCCGCAGACUUUGGUUUAGCAGAAGCACAAUUAAGAUAUGGACAUUGUUUAUGGUCAGGUGAAGCCGUUAAGAAAAAUAUUAAAGAGGCUAUAAAAUAUUUUCAGAUGUCGGCCGAUAAUGGUAAUCAUACUGCCAUGUAUAAUAUCGGAAAUAUAUUAUAUAAUGGGAUUGGCGUUAAUAAAGAUGAAGAAAAUGGUAGUAAUUAUCUUAGAUUGGCCGCUUUAUCUCAUCAACCUAAAGCUGUUGCCAUGUGUAAAUCCAAAAGUAUUAAAUUGGCUUGA
Molecule: messenger RNA, 2109 nt
Organism: Funneliformis geosporum
Lineage: Eukaryota; Fungi; Glomeromycota; Glomeromycetes; Glomerales; Glomeraceae
Source: the annotation of a GenBank genome assembly